AUGUCGCUAGAGCAUACCAGCGUUACCGCUCUUUCACCCACGGGCAAUCUGUUCCCUCAUAAUUUGUUCCCAAGGGAAUUUAACACAUCAUCUUAUAAGUCAAUGCAAAUGAUGGAUACGAGAGCCCAGACUUAUCUAAUAUCGCUUAGUAACAUUCCUCCAUCAUCACUAUCGGAGAACCAACAAGAUAUUCGUCGUGUACAACGGCAACGUCAAAUUUUAACCGGAUCUCAUAUAUUGAAUGUUCCACAUUCUCAACACUCAUCUGUCGAUGUUAAUCGUGAUAGACUUGGUGACAGGCACUCAAGUCGUGGUUCACACGAGCUCGAACGAAACGGUUCAUUGGAUUUGCUGGUCGACUCGGCUGUGAAUUUAGGAGAUUCGGAUUAUUUAAAUACUGGGAUCACGGCCAACUCGAGUCCACCGACUUCUGAGGUUGAUAUUAAAUUGGAACAAAAACGAUUGGAGCACGAACGUCAACGCAAAGAGCAGCGCAAAUUAUUUGAAGCCCAAAUGAAGAUUCUUGAACUUCAACAACUCAGGGAAGAGCAGGAUCUGCUUGAGAAACAUCAUUCCAAUUGUGCCAGCUCUAAUAGUGCACCAAAUACUCCUCCUUCGUUGGCAUCAAAUGAUACCCGCGCUCGGUCAAACACUAUACCGAGGUUAAAUUCUCCAAAAGUAAAUGAUUCUCAGAAUCCUACCCGAUUUGACCCUGUUCAUUCCGCAUCAUUCGGUCAAAACGUCCAUCAGAGCUCUCAGGUGUCAUCUCGUUCGGUCCCAAGUUCGCGGCGUAACUCCAACGAAAUUCCGGAAAAACCCGUACUGCCCGAGAUGGAAAACUUGUGCCUUAACACGAAAAACGAAAAUCCUGAUAAUAUGGAAAAAGAUUUCAUGCGUACCACGAACUUGAUCUCGAAUGUAAACUCGCACCUGAUGACCGGAUCAAAUGCAGUUAACGCGUCUAAUAAUGAUACAUCGUUUCCGCCGUUCAACGGAAACUUUUUGCUUGAUGAUGACGGUGAAUCUCCCACAACGGGUUUGAACGCGAAUCCUUCGUCGUUGUAUAUCAAUCAUUAUCUCCAGAUGCAUUCGGACGAUGACAAGUUUCCGAUAUUGGUCCGUCGUGAUAGUUAUCCGGGCAUGUUAUCGGCAUCUUCCGCUGCCCUUGACCUGGCUCCUUUACCGCAAACACCCUCGCGUCAUCGGGGUUUAGACUCUAUUCGUAACGCUGAUUGGACGCAUGAUGAUUUGUCCGAAGACCAUCGUGAAUCACGUGGUCAUAUGGCACCUUUAUUCCCAGAGAGUCAAGUAUCCUGCAACAAGAAACCAGUCGUUACUUCCGCGUCUGGUGUUGUGACCCCGGGAGUCAGUGAACCAAAUGGGUUGAUGUAUGUUAAUGAUCGAAAAAAUUUGGAUAAUUUGAUAGGCGACAAUCCAUCAUGCGUCAAGUCCAGGGCACCAAAACUUUCGACCUCAUAUUCAACUCCGGAUUUAGCUAGCGCAACCCGAUUGUUCGGUCACCGUUCUUCUGUGAUCGGUUGUCAGACGGUGGGCGAGGUGCUUGUUGAACUCGAUAAUCCGAUGACACAAGCUAAUCAGAUGCAAAACACCAAUGAUUCUGGUAGUGGCAUAUGCAGAUUCUUUCAACAAGGAUUGUGUACUCGAGGUGAAAGAUGUCAGUACGCUCAUACUCAUGCUUAUGGUGGAAUGUCCAAUGCAUCAACUUUCUAUGGUCAAUAUAAUAUGACUGGUAGGGGUGGGAUCAACAUGUUACCAGGGGUUUCCGGAUUUGGAUAUAGUCAGAAUCUUGCCAACAACGUUUCCACAAUUAACUCUAAUAAUAAUAUACGAUCUCUUAUGCAAAACAAUAACUUGGUCCUUUCUAAAAUGAAUCAAAAGCGAUUGAGCGCUGAUCUUGAGGUUAACAGGUUUUCCGGUGUGUUGCUGGAGGAUUUGGUCGGUGAAAUAUACUCCCUUUGUAAGGAUCAACAUGGAUGCCGUUAUUUGCAAAAGAAGCUCGAGGAAAAGAAUGAUCAAUACCUUAGCAUAAUUUUCAAUGAGGUUUUCAGUCACUUUGUAGAACUUAUGACAGAUCCAUUCGGCAACUAUCUUUGUCAAAAACUCCUUGAAUACUGUAACGACGACCAACGCACAAUUAUCAUUGAGACCGUCGCUCCGGAACUGGUGAAUAUUUCGCUUAACAUGCACGGUACUCGUGCAGUUCAGAAGAUGAUUGAAUUUUUAUCGACGCCGAAGCAGGUUCGUACGGUAAUCGUGGCUUUAAACCAUAACGUCGUGACCUUGAUUAAAGAUUUGAAUGGCAAUCAUGUUAUCCAAAAAUGUUUGCAUCGGUUAAGUUCCGAGGAUAAUCAGUUUGUAUACAACGCUGUCAGUAAAAAUUGCGUUGAAGUUGCGACGCACCGCCACGGCUGUUGCGUGCUUCAAAGAUGCAUAGAUCACGCCAGCGAAUCACAAAAGAUUCAGCUUGUAACUGAAAUCACAUUCAAUGCGCUUACAUUGGUUCAAGAUCCUUUUGGUAACUAUGUGGUUCAGUACGUCUUGGACCUUGGCGACAGUCGUUUUAAGGAUGCGUUGAUUCGAAAGUUUAUUGGCAAUGUGUGCUUGCUAUCUGUGCAAAAGUUCAGUUCUAACGUCAUGGAAAAAUGCAUCAGAGUUUCCGAGCCGGAAACGCGCAAAUUGUUAAUUGACGAAAUGCUCAACAUGAAUCGACUCGACAAGUUAUUGCGCGACUCGUAUGCAAACUACGUUGUCCAAACAUCUCUCGAUUAUGCGGACCCCGUGCAGCGUGCUCAACUUGUGGAUUGCAUCCGACCUCUUUUACCGGCCAUUCGCAAUACGCCGUACGGAAAGCGCAUCCAAGGAAAGCUUCACCGCGAACAGAUGCAAGCCUUAAAUACGAUCAACAGCCUUAACAUGAACAAUAUGAACAUACUUAGACUUCCAUUUAACAGUUUGGGAAAUUUCAAUAUGGUUGGCUUGAAUGAUUUUACACGAGGUUAUCCAUAUUUGUAA
Messenger RNA from Acaulospora morrowiae, 3033 nucleotides. NCBI's taxonomy places the organism in Eukaryota, Fungi, Glomeromycota, Glomeromycetes, Diversisporales, Acaulosporaceae. The record is from the annotation of a GenBank genome assembly.